Meira miltonrushii is the source of this 1739-nucleotide messenger RNA. RefSeq lists its product as uncharacterized. The transcript has a single exon. The coding region runs from base 60 to 1676 and encodes 538 amino acids. The record is from RefSeq and is a predicted model, not a curated record. NCBI's taxonomy places the organism in Eukaryota, Fungi, Basidiomycota, Exobasidiomycetes, Exobasidiales, Brachybasidiaceae.
AUCAUAUCAAAAACACUUAAGGGAAAAUGAAAGCAUGCGAGCGGUAGCACAGGAACAAGAUGUCACAAUCAACUCCAACUCGAGAUAGCAUAAACCCAUUAUCGCAACAAUCUCUUCGAACUCCUCCUUCUGCUUCUCCAAGCAAGCCAAGAUUGUUAUGGCGUGGUAGUUUAUUUCUGUCCGAUGGAACUGAGCUACCCGGAUUAGCAAUCGUGUCAACCAUACAGCCCACUUUUGCUUCUUCUCGGAGUAGCAGCAAGAAAGAAAUUGAAGAUGACAGUAUUAAAGACGCACCUUUCACCUUGUCUGCCGAACAACAAGAUGACAUGUGUUUAUCGAUAGAAAUGGUACGACAUGCUUCUCUACGUGUGGUUGAUGUGGUGGAAAACACAGUCGUGAAAGAUGAAAGUGGUAAACUAUCUUUACAAUCAACAAAUCAAGUGAAUCCUUCUAGCACAUCAAGCAAUCCUGUCAAUGCUGCAAAUCAGAAUAUUCACGUCACAUUUGAGGCGGCAGGAAAUGUACGAUUAUACAUCGACCCCGAUCAACAUUCUACCAUUGCAUUCUUUGAUCGUUUGUUCGCAUACGAUUUCGAUUCCGAACAAAAAGAUAGAUUGACCGGAAAUUGCUCAACAAGUGCUUUAAUCUUUUCGCUAGAUAAAUCUUUCAAAGAUUCGAUGAAUUUCGAUUCGUUUGAUUCACGUGCGGAAAGCUUUGAUGUUUUUGGCGAUCAUGCAUCUACUGGAUCAGCUUAUCAUAUAAAUAGCUCAGGAAUCAUGGAAGCUGUUGUGAUUGGAAUGGAACGAGUCGAACCAACUUCAUCCGGCAAAUCCAAUAUCGAACUUCAUAUUGGUCGAAAGAUUGUAAAGAGAAUCAAGAGUGCUUCUCGCUCAGAAUCACAACCCGUUUCCUCGAAUACGAGCAUCUCCCUUUCUCAGCAUUCACUUUUACCUCGACCGGAUGAUCCGGCUCCUCGUAUAUUACCAUUAAAGAGAACGCAAAGUACUUUAAAGCCUGCCACUUCAUUAUCAUCACUCUUUUCACGUGCAAAUUCGUUCCAAGAUCAUCAAGGCACGUCAUCCAAAUUUGCUUUACCUGCUCGUCCGUCAUUCGCUAGGGCUCAGAGGGAAAGCUCGCAAAAUAGAGACAUUCGAAUGUCAGAAGAGCGAAGUUUAGACAGCAUCCCAAAGGAGCGAUCAAAUUCCGUCAGCGCAAUUACAAAAAAGAGAGGUGGAAAUCAUACACCCGGCAGAAGGGGAGAAAAGCGACCGCGAAACAUCGUUCUGAAUGAACAAGAGAUCGAUGAUGAUCCUUUCCUCUCCACUACCCUAGAAGAUGAUAUUGAACAAGAGGAAGAUUCUUCCGAGCCAAUCAAGGUUAAAAAGGAAGAUCCUGACGUACUUAUGGCUCCACCGCCAAUCAAUUCGAGAUCGUCUUCUUUGUCAAACAAGCAAACUUCCUCUAUCGAAGAAAAGAAUCGUUCUUUGAUCAAGAAGCUAGUUCAUUACCAACUUCUCGGCAAAGGCGUUGAAAGACAUGAACCUGCAUAUGCAGCUUGUUAUGGUAUGACAUGUCAAGGCGCAACGGUAGCUUUGCGUAAGCAUGUCAAAAUCGAACUCAUCGAUCGACAAAUAGCUGCAGGUAUUAUCGAAAAGCAUUUAGAGAUGUACCUCUAGAGAAUUCGGCAUUGUAUUACAUACUCACUCAACCAUCUGUACACUAUUCAAUCAUAACCAUAC